Podospora bellae-mahoneyi is the source of this 1200-nucleotide messenger RNA. RefSeq lists its product as uncharacterized. Lineage: Eukaryota; Fungi; Ascomycota; Sordariomycetes; Sordariales; Podosporaceae. The coding region runs from base 1 to 1200 and encodes 399 amino acids. The record is from RefSeq and is a predicted model, not a curated record. The transcript is spliced from 2 exons.
AUGUCAGACUCCCUCCAGGUCGUCGUGGUAGCCUCGCCCUUUGCAGGCUUGGCGCCCCUCUACGAAGUCGACCCUGACGCCGAUGCGCUGGUCAUUGUGCCCCCGCAGACAGAGCCAUUCGCGCCAUGGGAGGUGACAACACCUACCCAGCAAAAAACAACCUCGACCACGGCCGCGCCGCCAGCUUCUCGCCCAGGUCUGAGGAUCAAGGUCUCUUCCAAGCAUCUGUCCUUUGCGUCCAAAAUCUUCAAGAGCAAGCUCAAGUAUGCAGGCGGCCAAAAGUCGAAGCAAUCCGAUGGUCGCAUCCACCUGCAGCUGGCACCCGAAGAGCAAUUCGACAGCAAGGCCGUGGCCAUUGUUCUCAAUGCGCUCCAUGGCAAGGGGUCAAAGGUGCCAAAGGAGGUUGAUCUUGAUACCCUCGGCCAGAUCGCGCUGUUUGUCGACAAGUUCCAGCUGUUUGACGCGGUGGAGGUGUAUGGGGAGAGAUGGAUCUCGCGGCUGGAGCACACGAUCCCGGAUGCCUACAACAGGGAUCUGAUCGUGUGGUUGUACAUCAGCUAUGUGUUUAGAAACGCAGAGGUCCUCAGGGGAGUGACAAAGACUGCCAUUGUGGGGAGUGACGGGCCGAUCAAGACGUUGGGGCUGCCCAUCCGGGACAAGUUGAUCAAACACAUCGACGAGCAACGCCAACUUCUCGUUUCCUCCGCCAUCGAGAUUGUGACCUCGACGCUCGAGAAGCUAGUGGCUGGCAAGGCGGGCUGCAACAAGUACCACUGCGACUCGUUCUUACUCGGAGAGCUGGUCAAGACCCUCACCAAGAACAAGCUCGUUUGGCCUCGCCCGGAGAGGCCGUUUGCUGGUAUCAGCUUCCUUUUUGUUGUCAGCGCUGUGGAGGGUGUCUUUACCAGCCCGAGCCACUCUCGAGGUUCGGCUGUGUGCGGUGAUCUCUGGAAUGUGUGCAACGGCGUUGCUGCCAAGCCGAAUGGGAAUGGUUCUGUGAAUGGUAAUGGACGGGGAGGCCGUGGUCCGUUGACCCCCGAGGCUUCCCCUGAGCCGGUGUUGAGAAACGGGGGUGGGUACUUUGACACUCACGAGUGUGAUGCGCGCAAGUCUGUCGCAAGACUGGAUGAGCUGGAUGCUUUGGAGGAUGCGGUCAGGGGAUUGGAUUUGGAGGGAGCUCUGGGGUACAGGAAUUACUGA